GGCUGCCACCAUGGGCUGCUGCACGGGGCGCUGCACGCUGAUCUUCCUCUGCUCGCUGCAGCUGCUGGCGGCAUUAGAGAGACAAAUCUUUGACUUCCUGGGUUUCCAGUGGGCUCCUAUCCUUGGCAAUUUCCUACAAAUAAUAGUUGUCAUUUUGGGCUUGUUUGGAACCAUCCAGUUUAGGCCUCGAUAUAUAGUUGUGUACACGGUGUGGACUGCCCUGUGGGUCACCUGGAAUGUUUUCAUUAUCUGCUUCUAUUUGGAAGUAGGUGGGCUCUCAAAGGAAACGGACCUCAUGACCUUCAACAUCUCGAUGCACCGCUCUUGGUGGCGGGAGCACGGGCCCGGCUGCAUACGACGGGUGGUGCGUCCCUCUGCCCCUGGAGUCCUGGAGGAUUACUCCUACGUCUCUGUGACAGGCUGCAUCAUUGAUUUCCAGUACCUGGAGGUCAUCCACAGCGCUAUCCAAAUACUCCUCUCCCUGAUUGGAUUUGUGUAUGCCUGCUAUGUGAUCAGUAUUUUCAUGGAUGAGGAGGACAGCUUUGAUUUCAUAGGUGGACUUGACACAUACUCCUACCGACAGCCCCCCCAGGAACAUGUUGAGUUAAAGCCUGUAAAGCCUGUAGGUCGAAGUAAGUAAUGAACAUGGACUCAAGACUUCUGCUGCUGUAGCUGAAGAAACAGAUUUUAGAAAAGAAGACCAACCUUGUGACUCAUUGUUCUGGAAGAAACCCACCACAUCUGUUCCUCACAGCAUGUGGAUUGUUCUUCCCACAGGCUCAGUGUCAUUAUCAGCGUUGUUAUUUCGUAGAUCCUUGUAGAUGAUCUUGAAUUUCUAAAUAAUUUACUUAUAUGGACACUUGUAAAUUGUAAAUUCUUUUCUUUUUUAAUUUCAAUAUUUUUACAAUGUUUAGUGUUGAGGCAUGAAAACAAAACAACCUGUGAAAACUAGGAGGAGGGUGGGUCUUUCUCAAAAAAUCAGUAUUUUUUGACUGAGAGGAUCAUACUGUGCCUGGUCAAGAUUGUGUCAGUAAACAGUAAUUUUGACUCCAAAAUAUGUGUCAGGAGUCAAACCCUAACAGUGUUCAAGAGAUCAUUUCUACGCUGUCUUUAGAAUUCACAAUGUCCACUCCUUGCAUUGUUUGGACUGCAGAAAGCAGUAGGGAUUGAUCUAUGACUCGUCUUACCCAAGCACUAAUGUACUGAACCUAAUUAUUGCAAUUCAUAUAUGACUCCUCCUUUCCUAAUCUCUUUUGCCCCAAGUCCAUCUUGAGUAGCUGUCUCUGAUUUGAAGAGAAGUAGGACAACUGCUUAAUGGAUGUCCAUCUCUGGAACCCUUACACCCAGGGCUGUUUAGAUGUCUGUGAUUUGCACAUUUUUAAACUCCUUUCCUCCCUUCUCCCAGGAAGAAGCCAAGCAUGAAUGUACAGUACAAGGCACCAACUGAAGCCUUAGAAGCCUCUGGGGACUAAUUUUUCUCUUAAUUUAAAAGUAAACAAGCAAAACUGAAAAAUGCGUGUAAAAAUUUGUAAAGUUAUUUGUAAAUACUUCUAGACAAAGAACAUGUAUGUACUGUGGUAUUUUGUUUUCUAUUCUGUCACCACUAGCAUAAAGUGAUACACACAGCUAUUUUCUCUGGAGA
Molecule: messenger RNA, 1642 nt
Organism: Ficedula albicollis (Collared flycatcher)
Lineage: Eukaryota; Metazoa; Chordata; Aves; Passeriformes; Muscicapidae
Gene: NKAIN3
Product: Na+/K+ transporting ATPase interacting 3
Exons: 7
Coding region: 11-640 (209 amino acids)
Biological process (GO): regulation of sodium ion transport
Source: RefSeq, a predicted model, not a curated record